This is a messenger RNA of Lolium perenne, 1681 nucleotides long. RefSeq names its product cytochrome P450 76M5. Gene Ontology annotation, molecular function: heme binding; iron ion binding; oxidoreductase activity, acting on paired donors, with incorporation or reduction of molecular oxygen. NCBI's taxonomy places the organism in Eukaryota, Viridiplantae, Streptophyta, Magnoliopsida, Poales, Poaceae. The record is from RefSeq and is a predicted model, not a curated record.
CGAACCAAUGGAGAUCGAGCUCUGGCUGCUAUGUGCGACGCUCGCGAUCGUCUUCCUAUGGGCGACACGGCGUUCGGGCGCCGGGCGGAUGCCGCCGGGCCCCACGCCACUGCCCGUCGUCGGCAACCUGCUCAGCCUCCGCCACGGCAACCUCCACCACACGCUCGCGCGCCUCGCUCGCGUCCACGGCCCCGUCAUGACGCUCAAGCUCGGGCUCACCACCGCCGUGGUCGUCUCCUCGCGCAACGCGGCUGAGGAGGCAUUCACCAAGCACGACCGGCAUCUGGCCGCGCGCGCGAUCCCGGACACCGCCCGCGCGCUCGGCUUCUCCGACCGGUCCAUGAUAUGGCUUCCCAGCUCCGACCCGCUCUGGAAGAGCCUGCGCGGCGUCGUGGCCACCACCGUCUUCUCCCCGCGCGGCCUCGCCGCGGCGCGCAGCGUCCGCGAGCGUAAGGUGCGCGACCUCGUCGGCUACUUCCGCGACCGCGCCGGGAGGGAGGUGGACUUCGGCCAGGCCGUGUACGGCGGCGCGCUUAACCUCGUGUCGAGCGCGUUCUGCUCCGUUGACGUGGUCGACGUGGGUGGGGAGUCGGCGCAGGGGGUGCGUGAGCUUGUCCUGGACCUCGUCACGGCGAUCGCGAAGCCCAACGUUUCCGACCUUGUACCUUUCCUCCGUCCGCUCGACUUGCAAGGAUGGCGCCGCUGGACGGCCAUACGCUUCGAGAAAAUCUUCCUCAUACUGGAUGGCAUAAUCGAUCGCCGUAUGGCCGUUGCCAACGGCUCCACAGAGAAGCAAGGCGACUUCCUGGACUCCCUCCUCGAGCUCGUCUCCACGGGCAAGCUCGCUCGCGGCAGCCUGACGACCAUACUCUCCGACGUCAUCAUGGCCGGGAGCGACACGGUGUCUCUCACCAUAGAGUGGGCAUUGGCCGAGCUUCUCCGGAACCAGAGCGUCAUGGCCAAGGCCCGUGCCGAGAUACAAAGUGCUCUCGGCGGCAAGGUAGCCGUCGACGAGACCGACGCGGUGAACCUGCCGUACCUCCUGGCCGUGGUGAAGGAGGUCAUGCGGCUGCAUCCCGUGGCGCCGAUACUGCUGCCCCACCGGGCCGUCGAAGAUGGCGUGGAGAUUGGCAGCUACGACGUGCCCAAGGGCUCAACGGUCAUCUUCAACGCGUGGGCGAUUAUGCGGGACCCGGCGGCGUGGGAGAGGCCCGACGAGUUCGUGCCGGAGAGGUUUCUGGACAUGGCGAGGCAGGUGGACUUCCGGGGCAAGGCCUUCGAGUUCAUCCCGUUCGGAUCCGGCCGGAGGCGGUGCCCUGGUCUGCCCAUGGCGGAGCGCGUCGUGCCGUUCAUCCUGGCCUCGCUGCUGCAUGCGUUCGAGUGGCGGCUACCGGACGGCGUUUCCGCCGAGGCGUUGGAUGUCAGCGAGAGGUUUACCACCGCCAACGUGCUCAACGUCCCACUCAAGGUCGUGCCCGUUGUGAUCGCUUAACUAAUGCACGUCUAGUACACGUACUAUCAGUCAUGGUAGCUGUGUUAUCUUUUUUUUUUGCGAAUCUAUCUUAUUACUAGCUAAGUGCCCACGCUAUGCAGCGGCUAUCUUUCUCACCCUCUCUUUCCUCACCAAGGGCACGGGAUCAUCAUUCCCUUUGCCAUGUACCCUGCUUUGUAGUUGUAUAGG